Messenger RNA from Ruditapes philippinarum (Manila clam), 1740 nucleotides. RefSeq lists its product as uncharacterized. The record is from RefSeq and is a predicted model, not a curated record. Lineage: Eukaryota; Metazoa; Mollusca; Bivalvia; Venerida; Veneridae. The coding region runs from base 118 to 1560 and encodes 480 amino acids. Gene Ontology annotation, molecular function: protein binding. The transcript has 6 exons.
UGGUUUACUGAUUAGUUAAUCUGAUGUGUUUAGUUUAAAUGGUACUUGAACGCCGUAGUGUCGACAGUUAUUUAUAUGUAGUUAUGCAGUGAAUUUAAGGAAAACCUUUUCUUUAUCAUGAUUACAUAUAUCUUUAUAGGAAUUUACGUCGCUCUGCAACUGUCAGAAUGCAAUCCAGGUCAUCACACACCGCACGGAUAUAUGACCCACUAUUAUUUCAACCGCCGUAAGGUCGAGGUGAACGACUCUCUCGUGCUUGAACUCACCAACAGAUUCUUACCGGACUACCGGAAAGACUUCCUCACGUGCGACAUCAACAUUGUGACGUCACCGACGCGCAAACUCCUUGUGCACUUUUUAUCUUUAGAAAUUUCAGACAACGAAGAAGAUCUUGACAGGUUGCAUAUUUAUGAUUACAAAGGAGGCAAUAUAGCUAGGAAAAUAUCCCCAGCCCAGGGACUUUAUGGAGUUUAUGACAAAUACUAUAGUAAAGUAUCUGGUGGGUUGUCUGACUACGUCACAAGUGGCAACAAACUAAAACUAGACUAUCAAGGCAAACCAACACUGGUGUAUGAUGGUUUUAGAAUCCUCAUCACUUCUUUCAAAGAGUCACGUGGCGGAUGUGGACCAGGCUAUUUCCGGUGUAACCGGAAGGACAUAUGUAUUCCUUUAAGCACGUGGUGUGAUGGAUACAACAAUUGCGGCAAUAAUGAUCUGAGUGAUGAAUUAAAUUGUGAUAAAGGUCUUGCAAACGCGUGGAAACCAUGGGAUGGACAGAUAACCGCGGUAGUGGCGGCCUCGGUAGCAUUUAUUGUGUUCCUUCUCACAGCAGGAGUUAUAGUUUUUGUCGUGAUGAGAAUUAAUAAGAGAAUGGUGAUCAACACAAACAUUACCGUUGAAUUUAAAAAGAAACGCAAGCCAACCCGGAAGUCAACAAAUGGUGACGUUUUGACCCGCCUUUAUGCACCUCCGUCUUAUGAAGUCGUUGUCGGAAUGGACGAGGAGCCACCUCCGUACGAUGCUGUUGAUUACGACACAGAAACUGACGAUGAAAACGACAUUUUAAAUGAACACGUGAUAGUGAACACCGAAGGCGCAUGCGCGUCUUCACCGGAAACGGAUGUUCAGACUAAAAUCCGCAUCACGUCUGCCUUAGUAACAUGUGAUAUAGAAGGGAAUCAUAUAAAGACUGCUAUAGAUAAAUCAAACGAAGAUUAUGCUAACAAUCAAAGUAAAGAGUUUCAGGAACUUACUAACUAUAAAUUGUGUUCAUCCGCUGGAGAAAGUAGUUCAAAUAGUUCAUCUAGUCUAAGUACAAGAAAAGCUCAAUUACAGAAAAGUGACAUUGAAGAUGAAAUAGAAGUUCUAGAGAGUGAGGACAGUGAAUCAUCGAAAGAUGAAAACUGUAAUAGUAAUAGUCCAAAGAAAUUUGCCAACGGUAAUUUGUUAGGAAACGGCCAUAUAAGUUCAGAAAAUACCAACGGACAUUUAAAAGUAAAGUAUAAAAGAAGUCCUUCCAAGAGAGAUGGUGAUAAAAUAGAUUAUAUGGACAGUGACUGAUAUUUAAAUCAACUUUUCUUUUAAAUAUGCAAAUAGCUGUAUCAUGCCAAAUCCGAAAAUAGAACUCAUUUCAUAAGUCCAUGUGGCAACAUAUAAUGUUGUCGCUUAAAUAUUGCCUAAUGUAACAGAACAUUUUGUACAAAUUUUCUAGCGUAUUUUUUUGUAGUUAAAUUUGAUUUA